This is a messenger RNA of Pezoporus occidentalis (night parrot), 2826 nucleotides long. RefSeq names its product BRCA1 associated ATM activator 1 (gene BRAT1). Lineage: Eukaryota; Metazoa; Chordata; Aves; Psittaciformes; Psittacidae. The record is from RefSeq and is a predicted model, not a curated record. The transcript is spliced from 13 exons. Gene Ontology annotation, biological process: DNA damage response; cell population proliferation; positive regulation of protein phosphorylation. Gene Ontology annotation, cellular component: nucleus. The coding region runs from base 56 to 2596 and encodes 846 amino acids.
CCCGCCCUUUGCGACACUCGCUUUGCGGCCGGUCCCUCACCGUGUCGGGGUGACCAUGUUCUCCCCGGAGCCCCGGUCCCUUCUCCCGGCCAUGACCCGCGAGUGCUCAGUGCUGCUGCCGCGAGUCUGCGCUGCCCUGGCCCACCCGCGACAGCCCCGCUACGAUGACACCUGCCUGGAGAAGCUGCUCGACUGGUUCCGGAGCCUGACGGCUCUCGAUCCUAGCGUGGAGCUGGUGCAGGACAACCCCUGUCUGAUGGAGUUCAUUGCCUCCGUGCUGGCGCUGCCAAAGCCCAGUCCGAGCAUCCUCUCCUUCACCCUGCGGUUAGCUGGGAUACUUGCUGCUUCCGAAAGCCGCUUCCAACACUUGCAGCAGGAGAAGCUGUUGGUCAGGCUCUUUGGCAGGGAUGGGCCCCUGAGCAGCGCUGUGUGGGAAGAUGCCUCCGUCCGAAGUGGCUGGGUGAAUGGUGUGCACAGCAUGAUGCAGCACCAGCCUGCUCUCCACUUCCUCUGUGAAGGUGGAGGCAUAGAUGUGGUCUUCACUCUGCAAGGGGAUCCCAGCCUGUUUGUGGCUUCAGCUGCCAGUCAGCUUCUGGUGCACAUGCUCACCCUCUCUGUAGAGUCUGAAACAACUAUACCUCUCACCACAAAGGACUGUGACUGGCCAGCAUGUGCCCAAAUGAUUAUAAAGCAUAUAGAAGAUUCCCUUCAGUCCAGCUCUGCCUCUCACAUUGAGCAGUCAUUAAAACUGUUAACUAGUUUGUUUGGCAGCUGUCAUGCUCUGUGGACUGAAGUACUUUGGUUAAGGAUAGCAAAGCAAAUAGAAUCCUUUCUGAUGGAAGAGACUCUUCAAGUACAACACAUGCUGGCAAAUCUUUUGCUUAAAAUGUCAAGGUCUCCUGUGUUUGACACUGAAGGCAGUUUUUGGGCAUUGGUGACUUCUGCUUUAGAACACUUAACCCCAGUACAAGCAGGUCCUUUGGCAGUGAGAAUUCUGAGGCUCUACAAAUGCCCACAAGAUGUGAGGAUUCAGGCACUGACUGUUCUGCUUCAGCCAAUGGACUGUAUUUUAAGAGCAGCCUCCCAGCCUCUGGAAUACGCAGGUUUGUUGGAUGAGUCUGUUAGUGAUCCCAUCACUAUUGAAAGUCUUCUGUCCUCCAAGUCGACUUGUGCUAGUCUCCUGUGUCAGACCCUCGCUCAUCUGAAGGAGCUGCUAUCUCUGGUUGAUUUGCCCAUAGAUUUACCCUCUACACCUUUACUACGCUCUCUCAUGACAAUACUACAAUUCUGUAAUGGCUUCCUGAGUCCAGCAUCUACUCUGGGAAGCACAGUUAGCCGAAUCUUGAUCAAUAGCUUCAGAGUACAGAGGUCAGCUCUUGAUGUCCUAGCAGCGCUCUCAGAGCAAAAAGGCUGUGACACACUCAUAGGAAGUGUAUUUGAUGUCCUUCUGGCAUACCUGGAGAGCCCGAACACCAGUCCUACUGUUCUAAAGACAACGUUUCAAGCUACAUCCAAGUGGUUGGUGCGCUUACAGGAAGUGUCCUGUUCUAACAGUCAGUGGCAACAAGCUGAGAAGAUUUUGGAAGAUGUGUUUCUGGUGCUGCAGAAGCGUUUGUGCAGUCCUUGCUGGGAAGUAAGAGAUUCUUCUCUGGAGUUCCUCACUGUCCUGAUUAAAUGCUUGACAGACCAGGAUGAGUUCAGGCAGUCUCUCCUGUCUUCAGAGGUGCCAAGGCUUACAGAAAAGCUUCUGGAGGAUCCAGAAAGCUAUGUGCGAGCAAGUGCUGUGACUGCUGUGGGACACUUGGCCUUCAUUACUUACUUUGCUCCAGAGUCACCUGUUGUAGAGAAUCAGUGUAAUAAAGAGAAAACCAUAGGAAAGCUUCAAGAAAUCCUGUCAACAGACCCAGAGGGCUUUCCUAGGAGGGCUGUCAUCAGCAUCUUCAUCGAGUGGGUGAGACAAGGCUGCACAGGUCAACUGGAAGAUACAGAGCAGUUUGUCUCUAGAGUGAUCCAAACAGUGGAACAUGACUUAGACUGGGAAGUCAGACUUGGUGGUUUGGAACUGGUUGACAUUUUCUGUCAUCAUGCAUUUUGCCAUUUUGGCCUUCCUAAAUGCCCAUAUGCUCCUGUCUCAUCUGCAGUCACAAGUUCCAUUCAUCAGAAUGAGGUGCUGCAGAUACUUUGCCGAGCAAACCUGUUUAGCUUUUUGUUUCGGUCUUUGUGUGACUGUGACCAACCAGUAGGUCAGAGAGCCUGUGAUUUACUGCUUAACCUAAGGAUUAAUUUCUAUCCAACUUUUACCCCAAGGGAUUCACGAGAGACUGAAGAUUCACCUGUAGGACGUAGCAUUGCCUGGUUACAAAGGACACUAAGGCAGGGUUCUCUGGCCAAAAACUUCCCCACGGAUGGUGGUAAUGGAGUGGAUUUCCAAGAUCCAGAGAGCAUGAUGAUAGCUUUGGGUACAAUAGACUUAGAAGAGCUACGUGAUGAGCUAAAUAAAAGUAGUGACCACGUAGAGAAAAGCCCUCAGUCUCUCUUACAGGACAUCCUUGCUACUGUAGGGACCAUAGAGGAAAAUGAAGCUGACUGUUACUGAAGAUAAAGUACCUUUUGCUUUGAGGGAGCAGUGCUUAAGCAGUUUUCUUCUGGAGGAGAACUUUUUGCUACCAUGAAGUCUUUCUUCAGAGGAUGGAAAGAAGUGUUACACUGAAUAGAGAAAAAAGAUUGUUUCGUUAGCUUUUAAAGGGGCUAGAAAAUCCUUGUUUUAAUACUGAUGUUAAAUAAAAGUGUAGUUUCCAAUAAACUGUGAUUUGUUUUUUAAGUAAA